CCAUUACCCAAAAGUAAUUGCCCGAGACUCAUAACAGGUCAGCCAUGAGGCUCUCAUGGGUUGGGCUAUGCCAAGCCGAGAGCAAGACCCAUGUUUAAUUUUCUUUUAAUAUUUUUAAUAAUUUCUUUAACUUCUCCAAACGUAUUCAUGUCUGAUAUCUUGUCUCGGCCCGUGAUCUCACUCACUCCGGACCAAGUUCCCAUGUUUUGAGUUUCUGAAUUUCUUGGCUUUGGAUCGGAGUUUGACUUGUGGUUUCCUUUGCUCCUAUAUUUACCACUGCUGCCAAGUUCGUGAUUUCUGGAUUCUGUCGACCAGAGUUGAUCUUGCCAUAUCACAAGGAUGACAACUACAGCUUGUUUUAUCAUUGUAAGCCGAAAUGACAUCCCAAUAUAUGAAGCUGAAGUGGGGUCUGCUGCUAAAAGAGAAGAUGCUGCUCAGCUGCAUCAAUUCAUAUUACAUGCAGCUCUGGAUAUCGUUCAAGACCUUGCAUGGACCACUAGUGCGAUGUUCUUGAAAGCAAUUGACAGAUUCAAUGAUUUAGUGGUAUCAGUUUAUGUAACAGCAGGUCAUACACGAUUUAUGCUACUUCAUGACUCUCGUAAUGAUGAUGGAAUCAAGAGCUUUUUUCAAGAGGUCCAUGAGCUUUAUAUAAAGAUUCUUCUUAAUCCACUCUACUUGCCUGGUUCACGCAUUACAUCAUCACAUUUUGAUACAAAAGUUCGUGCCCUUGCAAGAAAAUAUCUAUAGGCAGUCACUUGUCAUGUUAAAGAACUUGAGAUGUUACGCAAAUGAGCUUUGCACAAUUCUGCUCCCUCUAACCUCUCUCUCUUGUCACAUUUGAUCAUAUAUGGUGAAAAACAAAGCUUUUUCGGAUUUCAGUUUGUGUUUACAUAAUUACUGGCUUUGUUUUUCACUCUUUAGGCUUUUCUCUGUUUAUGCAUUUAUCGCAAAUAGUAAACGACAACAUGUUUGGAAAGUGAUUCAUGUUAAUGGUAAUCAAAUGAUAACAUCUGAUGGCAUUUAG
Molecule: messenger RNA, 1024 nt
Organism: Durio zibethinus
Lineage: Eukaryota; Viridiplantae; Streptophyta; Magnoliopsida; Malvales; Malvaceae
Source: RefSeq, a predicted model, not a curated record